Messenger RNA from Vicia faba (fava bean), 1920 nucleotides. Lineage: Eukaryota; Viridiplantae; Streptophyta; Magnoliopsida; Fabales; Fabaceae. The record is from the annotation of a GenBank genome assembly.
AUGACAGAGUUUACAUUGAAUUCAAUGAAGUUCUACUCAUCUCCAUUGCAAGCUUUCCUUUUUAUCAUUGUAAUUCUUUCUCCUCUAGUUAUUGCUGACCUGAAUUCUGAUAAGCAAGCCCUUCUUAAUUUUGUUACUUCUGUCCCUCAUCGACGGAACCUUAAAUGGGACCUAUCUACCUCAAUAUGUACAUCUUGGAUAGGCAUCACAUGCAAUCCAAACCUUACUCGUGUUGUUUCUGUUCGGCUCCCUGGAGUCGGACUAGUAGGCACCAUUCCAGCCGAUACACUCGGCAAAAUUGACUCACUCAAAACUAUCAGCCUUCGCUCGAACUUACUUAGUGGAAAUCUACCUCAGGAUAUUACUUCUCUUCCGUCUCUACAAUAUCUCUACCUUCAACACAAUAACCUUUCUGGUAAAUUACCAACCUCGUUGUCACUGCAACUCAAUGCACUUGUUUUGUCAUACAAUUCAUUCACUGGUAGCAUUCCAAAGACACUGCAAAACUUAACACAACUAACUCAUUUGAGCCUCGAGAACAAUUCGUUAUCUGGACCGAUACCUGAUCUCCAUGUCAAUCUCAAGCAGUUGAAUUUAAGUUAUAACCAUUUGAAUGGCUCUAUCCCUUCGUCUCUACAUAGUUUCUCAAGUUCAUCCUUUGAAGGGAACUCUCUUUUAUGUGGAUUACCUCUAAAGUCGUGCUCAUCAGUCCCUCGUUCAUCCGCGCCUCCUGCAUCUGCUCCUGUAAGACAUAACUCCAAAAGUAAACUUAGUAAAGGAGCUAUCAUUGCAAUUUCUGUUGGUGGAGCUGCUCUGUUGUUUUUUGUAGUUCUUGUCAUUGUUCUUUGUUGUUUAAAGAAAAAAGAUAACGGAAGCUCGAGAGUUGUUAAAGAUAAGGGGCCUAGUGGCGGUGGUGGAAGGACUGAAAAACCGAAAGAAGAGUUUGGAAGUGGCGUGCAAGAAUCUGAGAAAAACAAAUUGGUUUUCUUUGAGGGGUGCUCUUAUAAUUUCGAUCUCGAGGAUUUGCUAAGGGCUUCGGCUGAGGUUCUCGGAAAGGGAAGUUACGGAACCGCAUAUAAGGCUAUCUUGGAGGAAGCAACAACAGUUGUAGUGAAAAGGUUGAAAGAAGUUGUGGUAGGAAAGAGGGAGUUUGAACAGCAGAUGGAGAUUGUUGGAAGCAUUGGAAAUCACCCGAAUCUCGUUCCACUUCGCGCUUAUUAUUAUUCGAAGGAUGAGAAGCUUUUGGUUUGUGACUAUUUCCCAAAUGGCAAUCUAUCUGUACUCUUGCAUGGUAGUAGAACAGGUGGAAGAGCUACUUUAGAUUGGAACAUGCGAGUAAAAAUCACACUCGGAAUUGCUCGGGGAAUUGCGCAUUUACAUUCAGUUGGCGGUCCAAAAUUCACACACGGAAAUGUGAAAUCCUCCAAUGUCCUCAUAAGCCAAGAUAACGAUGGCUGCAUUUCAGAUUUCGGCCUGACACCAAUCAUGAACGUUCCUGCAACCCCUUCCAGAACCGCAGGCUACCGUGCUCCCGAGGUAAUGGAAACUCGAAAGCACACUCAUAAAUCAGACGUGUACAGUUUCGGUGUCCUCCUUUUGGAAAUGCUUACUGGUAAAGCGCCACAACAGUCUCCGGUACGCGAUGACAUGGUUGAUCUGCCUAGGUGGGUUCAGUCUGUUGUUCGGGAGGAAUGGACCGCUGAGGUUUUCGAUGUGGAGCUAAUGAGGUACCAAAAUAUUGAAGAAGAAAUGGUGCAAAUGUUGCAAAUUGGCAUGGCUUGUGUUGCCAAGGUUCCGGAUAUGAGGCCUAACAUGGAGGAAGUAGUGAGAAUGAUUGAAGAAAUUCGACAAUCUGACUCGGAUAACCGACCUUCUUCAGACGAGAAUAAAUCCAAGGAUUUAAAUGUUCAAACACCAUGA